UACUGCUUCACGAGUUCGGAUCCCGACUUCACCGUGCUUUGUGUUGUGCUUGUCCGCGGUUUCUGUUUCUGUGCUUACCACACUCGCUGCCCUAUUUGCUUCUCUGAACCUUGUGAAAAUCGUGCUAAAAUGUGAUCCGGAACCGGAAAUGCUUGAUGCGUACCAGUUACUGCAUUCGUUCAGUGUUCUUCCGUUGAGGUUUGCGGUCGUUUGGCGUACUUUCUGCACUUCAAUAAGGAGUAGUUCUACUGCGUAGCACCUCUUUAUUCAGCUGAACCAUGGCCUGCAGUUCGCCAGCUGCUGCCCUGCUCAAGUCUCCGCCGACGGCUCUUCAGCUGCUGCUGGAAGAGAUCAACUUCCAGCGGACCAAGGAGAUGCGGCAGCUGCUGAAAGACGACGGUGGCUUCGUCGUGCUGCAGGGCACCACCUACUGGACGGACCUGUUCGUGCGGCACUUUCUGUUCCAAACGGAGAAACGCCACACCAUCGACUGCGACGAUCUGCUGUUCUUCGUGCGCAAGAAGCACGUCAAGGGCUCGUCCCGGGUCAUGCCCAAGUACGAGACGGAGAUCGAGGUGUUCCGCAAGGACUCGCGCAAGCUGCCGAUCGGCGACCCGGACGUGGACUGGGAGGAAACGGUUUACCUCAACUUGGUGAUUCACCAGUUUGACUACACGCUCACGUUGGCCAUUUGUACGCGCACGUCGCCGAAGGAGCUGCAGGUGCUGCGGAGACACUCGCAGAAGGUGUACGCGUCGCCGAGCCGCCGGAAGAUGGACACCAAGGGCGAGAGCGAGGAGAUUACGUACCCGCACAUCUGCUUCAUGGUGGACAACUUUGACGAGGUGUUUCACGACAUUCUGGUGCGGGACGGGGAGAUGGUGUGCGUGGAGCUGGUGGCGUCGGAUCGGGAUGGGAGCGUUCAGGGGGUGAUCUUUUUGGGGUCGAUUCGGUACGACGCGCUGAAGAAGGUGUACGAUGCGAGGCAAUCGAGUCUCAGCACCAAGGUAGCGCAGCGCAUGUCCUUCGGACUGUUCAGUUCCGGAGGUCCGUCGACCCGGUGUGAGUUUGUCCGGAUGAAGGGACCUCAGGGCAAGGGUCACGCGGAGAUGGCCGUGACCAAGCCGAAGGGCUCCGGCGUUGAGACACCAACCAGUGAGCCUGGCUUCUGCGCCACCGACAUGUGGGACUCGGAGUGGGAGGAGGACUGCGACGAGUACUACAACUAUCGCCACCAACGAAGACUGAGCGAUCCGAGCGCCAACCUGAACAACUUCAGCCGGUACGGGUGGCGCACCAAGAACGCGAACGACUCGUCGUCGUACGGCGGAACGAAGGCCCGCUCGGAGAACGAGGGGCUGGACUGUCUCGCGAACGAGGUGUCCGAGAUCGAGGCCGGCGAUUUGAGAGAUGAUCGUCCUGUUUCCUCGGUGUCCGAUUCGAAGUUGGCCGCCUCGUCCGCUCCGCCCACCCACGGUUCGCUGGGCCGACACUGCGAAGACGCAGCACCGGUCAAGCCCCGGCUCCGGAAGACCAGCAGCGGUAGUCAGGCCGGUUGUUGCAACUGUUUUGGGCCGCGAAAGCGCUGGAGCGAUACCGGGUCGGCUCAGAUGUCGGACGUAUACUACGUUCAGUGUGCCCGUUGCGAGCAGGAAGCGCUGGAGCUGGCCGAUUCGCCGGCCUGCUUGAGCAAGGUCACCAAGGGAAGGUCGACGAUGAAGCACAGCAGUCUGCUGAUCGUGGAGAGUGAGAUAGAGUACGGGAGUGGGAAGAAGAAGGGCGGAGGGUCGGACAAGAAGAGUCCCAAGAAGGAAAAGAAGGUGCAAUCGCCGCGGAAGAAGAGCGGGAACAAUAACAAGAGUGAGAAGGGAGCUCAGGAAGAGGAGUACGAGAUAGCAGACGAUGCCGUUUCGUUGAACGGAGAUCUGGGUGAUGACGUGGCCAAGAUGGGCAUGAUGAACGAGCUGGACGCGAAUCAGAUGAUUCGGGUUAACGGGAGGGAAGAGUUUCCGGUGGAGGAAACGAAAACUAAAGCAAUUACGCAGCAACAAAAGACCAAGGCAGUCGAACUGCCCAAGGUGCAUGGGGAAGGUAUCAAGGAGCACCGGGAGAAAAAGUCCAGCAAGACACAGUCUACAGCUUCCAGCACAACUAGCAGCAACAGUAGAUUUUCUCUCAUUUAUCGUAAGACUAGUAAUAAGUUAUCGCUAAAGAGCAAAUAUCCCUCCGUGGAUAGCAGUACUGAGAAUGCUAACGAUAAGCCUAACCGUAGAAAUAGUACCAGCAGCAGUAGCAACAAGCAAGAAGACGUCAAUGGAAACAACAGCGGCACCAAGAGUGAUCCCGAACAGGAACCGGAGUCUUCCCCCGAGCAGGACCGGCGUGACAGUGCCAACAUAAUCGAAGCGUUACGGACGUUACGAGCGAAGAAAGCGUGCUCGACGCUACCCAAAGUCAAGAAACCGACCUACAACAGCUUCUAUCUGAGGCCGCACAGUAUGAGCGGACGACCGGUGGAUCAUGUCCCCAAAAAGCGAACGCCGGACGGGACGGACAUCUACUACUGGUGUGACUACCACCCCAAGAAGAAAGAGCUCGACGACGGCGCGUACAACCCGCUAUGGACGACCAAGGGCUUCACGCAGACGUUCCACUUCUGGAAGGAGAACCGGCGCCAGCAGUCGACGCCGCUGAACGCGUUCCUCACCUACGUGACGCUGCCUUGGUGGAGCAUAGCGAAGGACCUUCUGGAUCAUCGCGAACAGCCAAUACUGACGUUCUAAUCGCGGGUCGAACAUUCCUAAAAACUGCACAUCUGGAGCCACUAGAGCAAACAUCUCACACACACUCACUCUACUCUCUCCAUGUGUCGAUAAAACGAUACAUGGAAAACUAUUUUUAUACCGUAAACAAAUAAACACACACACACACUUCACUACAAAACAAAACUUAAUCCAGGAAUAAACCGCAAACGAAAACUCAAUAAAACCGUACUGAAAGAGGAAGUAGAAGACCGUAAGCUACGUAGUCCGGGGGAAGCCGUUGGUUCUUGUUCCGGAACAAUUCCAGAUAUUUUACCCUUGUCAUAACGCGUAGGUUAGGAUUACCCAAUCUGGAAAGCGUAACAUUACUUGAGCUAGUCAUUUUCUGUUUUAUUUUGCUGGAGGAAUUGAACCUCGUGAAACGUUUCCAACCUAGGGAAAGGGGAUUUUGGGGCGCUUGCAAAGUGUUGUCACGUAAAUAAAGUACACCAGCUGAAUGCAUGAAAUUUAUCCUCACUGAUGUCUGAUGGUACUUACUUUUUCAUUCCAACGAAACGGCAAACUUACAUCACUCUCAUGUAAUCUUAUGAAAUUAUUGUUAUUUAUACAAACAAGUGCAGUCAUUAGCUGGUACCUAUUAUUGGACGUUCUGCAAGAACAAUAAGAACAACAACUAAUAGCAGGAAACAAAUUAAAAAUACAUAAGCAUAUGAAAGUA
Messenger RNA from Culex pipiens pallens (northern house mosquito), 3480 nucleotides. RefSeq lists its product as uncharacterized. NCBI's taxonomy places the organism in Eukaryota, Metazoa, Arthropoda, Insecta, Diptera, Culicidae. The coding region runs from base 279 to 2783 and encodes 834 amino acids. The record is from RefSeq and is a predicted model, not a curated record. The transcript is spliced from 7 exons.